AACACAAGCACCGUUUGCGUUUCAGCCAAAGUGCACUUUUUUUACAAUGUAGGCCGCUCAUUUCUGUGUUAGUUUCUGUAUUCAUUCUUUUUGUGUGCUGUUUGAUAUAAAUUUUUUGGCGUUAAAGCAAUGCUUUUCAUUGAAAUAUUAAUCCGCUAAAUUUUUGAACCAAUUAAGUCUGUUUACUAGAGUGUCCGCUUACUGAUUUGCAACUUACAAAUGUAAUUCACGAAGUCUGGGAUCUCCUUGCCAUAGAUUAUGGAUUAAUAAUUUAAACUUCAAUAGUUAUUUGUCACAUUGAAAUAAUCAAUAUGAUCUAAAUUGAUUUGUUUUUAUCAAUUAAGUUAAGCGAUUAAUCGUAUCUGAAAGAAAGAUCUGGCCUGAAACUCGUUGCUGCUGAUGACUUCUGACCUUUUCGAACGUCAUCAGAAAGAACUGCACGAUUUAUCAGACACGAUUUGGCAUAACCCGGAAUUGGCCUUUGAAGAGCGGGUUGCACACAAUGCCAUAACUGACUUCUUCGUUGAGGCUGGCAUUGGGACUGUGACAAAGAACUACUUACUCGAAACUGCUUUCAAAGUUGAAUAUUUAACUGGCAAAGGCAGCAAAGACACUAACGAGACUGAAACUCCUUGUGUAGCAUUCUUUAGCGAGUACGACGCACUCCCUGGAAUUGGACAUGCUUGUGGACACAAUCUGAUCGCAGUAGUCGGAGUUGCCGCUUUUCUCAAGUUAAUAGUUGCUUUGGACGAAAUUGGCACUGUGGUUCGUGUGGUUCUGCUCGGGUCUCCCGGGGAAGAGGGUGGGGGAGGGAAGAUCUGGCUGAAGAAAAAGGGUGCUCUGGAGGGGUUGGAUAUGGCGCUCAUGUCUCAUCCCGAGUCACGUACAAUGUGUCUAAAUUCAAUCACACAGUGCAUCAAGAGGCUCAGAGCUACAUUUUAUGGGAAAAAUGCGCACGGGACAACCCCUUGGCUCGGUCGGAAUGCACUUGACGCUGCAGUGCUAGCUUACACUAACAUCAACGCACUAAGACACUGGAUGCAUCCUUCCAUGAGUGCACAUGGAAUUUUCACUGACGGUGGGAAGGCGCCCAAUAUCGUUCCGGAAAGGGCUGAGCUGCUUUUCUACUUCCGAGCUCCUAGUAAGAAGGAGCUGCAGCCUUUGUUAGAGCGAGGAGAAGAGUGUUUCAAAGCAGGGGCAGCAGCUAUUGGAUGCACAGUUCAAAUCAGAGAACAAAGUGUGUCUUACGAUAGUGUGGUGCAGAACCCAGUUCUGGGUCGUAUCUACGAGGAGAAAAUGAAAGCACUCGGUUAUAAAUUCCCCUCCGAGAACGAGAGACUCUUCCAAGGCAGCACCGACAUGGGGGAUGUCUCCCGAGUUGUUCCCGCCAUUCACCCCUGUUUCAGCAUCCCAUGUAACAAUGCGUCCGCUCACUCGCCCCCCUUUGCCGAGGCGGCAAAAUCGGACGAGUCGUUUGUAUGCGCGAUGGACUCUGCGGAAGGUUUAGCUAAAACAGCUCUGGAGGUUUUGCAGAACAAGAAGCUUUUUGAAGAAAUGAAAAAGAGUUUUGCAGAAACUUGGGAUUCGUGAUUGAACUCGUCUUGGAUUUGAAAACUGCAAGAAGUAAUUUAAUAGAUUCUUACUUGUAUUUUAAAUGCACUGAUUGCAUACAAAACUUCUUUGCCAGAGGUUACAAACUUGUUUACAACAAAUUAGUUUUCGAGAAUCUAAAAUGAAA
Messenger RNA from Symsagittifera roscoffensis, 1738 nucleotides. RefSeq names its product xaa-Arg dipeptidase-like. Gene Ontology annotation, molecular function: dipeptidase activity. The transcript has 6 exons. The coding region runs from base 400 to 1590 and encodes 396 amino acids. NCBI's taxonomy places the organism in Eukaryota, Metazoa, Xenacoelomorpha, Acoela, Convolutidae. The record is from RefSeq and is a predicted model, not a curated record.